Molecule: messenger RNA, 3533 nt
Organism: Prionailurus viverrinus (fishing cat)
Lineage: Eukaryota; Metazoa; Chordata; Mammalia; Carnivora; Felidae
Gene: PRKCH
Product: protein kinase C eta
Exons: 14
Coding region: 645-2438 (597 amino acids)
Biological process (GO): protein phosphorylation
Molecular function (GO): diacylglycerol-dependent serine/threonine kinase activity; ATP binding
Source: RefSeq, a predicted model, not a curated record
AUUCUAUUGACAGGAACACAGUUCAUGACGGUAGGGGGAUUGUCUUGGUCUGUUCUCAUUUAUUCUCAGUGCGUGUCCCCUGAUAGGUGCUGAAUAAAUGGUUGAAUUGGAUGCCUUGGGGUGAGGGGUGAGAAAAGGUUCUCCUCUUUACACCGGAGGUGGUAAAAGUCAGUGUGAUGUUGAGACUCGUCUGGGGGUGGCCCUGUGGUCGUAAGCUUGGUGGCUUGCCCCUGUAGUAGAACUGGGCUAUCUCAUGGGAGGGGCAGAGUGUGGUCUAGAUGUCCAGCUGUCUUCUGAACACGAGUGCCAAACUCAUUUGCAGGUGGAGGGCGUGCCCUUUUAAAGGCUAACCCAGUAAUUAAAUUCAAGCAGAAGGUUGCUGAAGGUGGAGCCAACUCAUUUAUUAGCAUAUAAUAUGAUCAACCUAACUCAUAUAAACGUAGCUUAUUGUGGUUUGUCCUUUCCUAGCUGCAGAAGAGCCUUGGAGAGAUGCCCUUGAUUAUGAGUUAGUCAAUGAGCUGCUGCUGCUUGAAGAUCUGAAGAUACCAGGAUAUGUCAUAUCUGCAGGUUUUGUGCUUUAAUUAGCGAAAGAGUUUCAGCUUCACGUAUGUGACGUUAAUAUUUAUUCUUGGCUUAGGCUCUGAAUGUUCCGCCCCAGACCCACCAUUCUGCUGGACUCCAUCACGAUGCACUGUUGGUGCAAAGCCUUUGUUUUUUCAGGGGCCUGUUUCCACCAGAAGAAUUGCACUGUGGAUCUGGAGCCAGAAGGGAAAGUAUUUGUGGUAAUAACCCUAACAGGGAGCUUCACUGAAGCAACUCUCCAGAGAGACCGAAUCUUCAAACAUUUUACCAGGAAGCGCCAAAGGGCUAUGCGAAGGCGUGUCCACCAAAUCAAUGGACACAAGUUUAUGGCCACAUACCUGAGGCAGCCCACCUACUGCUCUCACUGCAGGGAGUUCAUCUGGGGAGUAUUUGGGAAACAGGGUUAUCAAUGUCAAGUGUGCACCUGUGUCGUCCAUAAGCGCUGCCAUCACCUAAUUGUUACGGCCUGCACUUGCCAAAAUAAUAUUAACAAAGUGGAUUCAAAGAUUGCUGAACAGAGGUUCGGAAUCAACAUCCCGCACAAAUUCAGCGUCCACAACUACAAAGUGCCAACGUUCUGCGAUCACUGUGGCUCCCUGCUCUGGGGGAUAAUGCGACAAGGACUUCAGUGUAAAAUAUGUAAGAUGAAUGUCCACAUUCGAUGCCAGGCAAACGUGGCCCCUAACUGUGGGGUGAACGCGGUGGAGCUCGCCAAGACCCUGGCCGGGAUGGGCCUCCAGCCUGGAAAUAUUUCUCCAACCUCGAAGCUCGUUUCCAGGUCGACUCUAAGACGACAGGGAAGGGAAAGCACCAAAGAAGGAAAUGGGAUCGGGGUUAACUCUUCCAGCCGACUUGGUAUCGACAACUUUGAGUUCAUCCGAGUGUUGGGGAAGGGGAGUUUCGGGAAGGUGAUGCUGGCAAGAAUAAAAGAAACCGGAGACCUCUACGCCGUGAAGGUGUUGAAGAAGGAUGUGAUCCUGCAGGAUGACGACGUGGAAUGCACAAUGACAGAAAAAAGGAUCCUGUCCUUGGCUCGCAAUCACCCCUUCCUCACUCAGUUGUUCUGCUGCUUUCAAACGCCUGAUCGCCUGUUCUUCGUGAUGGAGUUUGUGAAUGGGGGCGACUUGAUGUUUCACAUUCAAAAGUCUCGUCGUUUUGAUGAAGCACGAGCUCGUUUCUAUGCUGCAGAAAUCAUUUCGGCGCUCAUGUUCCUACACGAGAAAGGGAUCAUCUACAGAGAUCUCAAACUGGACAACGUCCUGUUGGACCACGAGGGUCACUGUAAACUGGCGGACUUUGGGAUGUGCAAGGAGGGGAUUUGUAACGGAGUCACCACAGCAACCUUCUGUGGCACACCCGAUUAUAUUGCUCCAGAGAUCCUCCAGGAAAUGCUCUACGGACCUGCAGUAGAUUGGUGGGCAAUGGGCGUGUUGCUCUACGAGAUGCUGUGUGGUCACGCCCCCUUUGAGGCAGAGAACGAAGAUGACCUCUUUGAAGCCAUACUGAACGAUGAAGUGGUUUACCCAACAUGGCUCCAUGAAGAUGCCACAGGGAUCCUAAAAUCUUUCAUGACCAAGAACCCCACCAUGCGCCUAGGCAGCCUGACUCAGGGUGGUGAGCAUGCCAUCCUGAGGCAUCCUUUCUUUAAGGAAAUCGACUGGGCCCAGCUGAACCAUCGCCAAGUAGAACCACCUUUUAGACCCAGAAUCAAAUCCCGAGAAGAUGUCAGUAAUUUUGACCCUGACUUCAUUAAGGAAGAGCCAGUUUUAACCCCAAUUGAUGAGGGGCAUCUUCCUAUGAUUAACCAGGAUGAAUUUAGAAACUUUUCCUUUGUGUCUCCAGAAUUACAACCUUAGCCUUACAGAGAAUGAAUCACAAGGGGAUACAGAUUUUCCAGGAAUUUCCUUUGUGGGGCAUUGCCUAGUAUCAGCCUUAGAACAAGAACCUUACCUUCAGAGAAUGGGUGGAAAACUCUGAAGGACAGAACUUCAGCUCUUUCACGUCCUGAGGGAGCCGUGGUACUGGAAAUAGUUGAUACUGGAAUGAGAUUUCAUGAAGAAAUCUGCUCCACCUAGGAGGUUCCAUGGCUACUUUGGGCUUGGGAUAUCAAAAGGAAUCAACUGAAGAGAAGGUGUGAAGAAUCACCUAGAUCCGAGAAAGUGAGCCACAGCAGCUUUUUACUUCCAAAGACAAAUCAAGGUUUCAUAUGGACCACUCUGUGCUCUCCGUUAAGCCAGGGAGUCCCGAAUACUAGCAGUGUGCCAGAAGUCUGCAAAUGCUAAUCAAGAAUUUGAAGAUAAGGAAAUGGACUAUCCAAAGAGAAUGAUAUACUCUGAGGAAACAAAAGAGCAUCCGUCAAACAACUUCAAGCCCUAUCUUGAAAACAGAUGUUGGGCACCAAGACAACUGUUCCAGCUUCUGGUCUUAUACUUACUUUAAUGGAUAUUUAUUGAGUGCCCAGUGAGACGGUGCCAUGACACCUACUAAUGCAAACAGACUUGUAUUCCCUGAACUUUCCUUUUCCAGUCCACUUCUUUACCUGAAUGGUUUGCAUUCUGUGAAAUGCCGCCUCCACAUUGCAUAUAUCAUGCUUCUUUGUCCGCACGUGACUUUUUCCACGUAAGAGGGCUCGCGGCCACCACGGCAACUACUCCUCCCACCAGCAAGUGAGCUGGACACGUUUGCUGCCUGCUGACUUGUGAAAUCUCAUUUUGGGACCACGUGUGGAUACGGCUCUGAACUCGGUGAAGAAUCGCACGCCACUCAGGACUCCUACAUUAGCAGGUUAUUUAAGUUAUAUUUUAAGAGACGAAUGUUUGGUAUGCAUUUUAAUAAUUAGAAAUGGCUCUUAUAAAAGGACAUUUAUCAAAAGAAGGACUUUAUGUACUCAUUAUAUGCAGUUGGAGAAUUUUGUCUGUCUGGAAAUAAACGCAUUUUGUAGCAAAAGGAAA